AUGGCCAUCGCUCCUACUCAGAAGAACGCGGCGCCAAAGGGCACGCCACAGCAGCUCGAUGCACCAGCCCACCCCACAGAGGGUGGAGGGGAGUCCAGCGUGAAGCUCUGUGCGGAUGUGUUCACAUUUGGGUAUGCUCACGAGCCAGUCGUGAACGCCGUCCGCAACAGCUGGGACGGUCAGGCGUUUGCCGACCGAUUCACAGAGCUUCGUUCUGCAGAGACUACGCUGGAGAUGGGAGGCGCGUUUGUUGGACUGUUUUCGACCUCGCGUACCUCCCGAAUUCUCGCAGUCUCGAUCCUGAACUUGCCGGGCGUAAGUGGGCGCGAUAUGUCUAUGCGCGACCACGUGGGCAGCCACCCCUCUAUAAUGAGGGAGAUAGCAGCAGACCCCGGCUUUUUACAGCAUUGCAGGUUCAUCCGCCGGAAGAUCACGGACGCGAUGAAGGAUGGAUACCAAGCUGUAAAUGUCAGCGUCGUUUGUAAGCAAAACAGGCGCCGUUCUGUAGCUGGCAGGAUACUGAUCGAAGAUAUGCUGUUGCACGUUGCUGGCCUUGCUGUUCCGAUGCAGCAUUGCAAUUCUGAUCAGUCAUGGCCACUCAUGAACGGACCCUGCCGGGGGACUUGCGACUGGUGCACGCAUCGGACAGGCGAUGCAGAGAAGGCUUACGAGGACGUUCUGACCAGCUUCCGCCAGUAUUUGGAUGGUGACAGCAAGGAGAGCAGCGCCUGCGUCCUGACGUGUGAGUCAGAGCCUGAGCGUGCUGCCCCGGUCACCGCGCCCGACGACGAGCCGGAGGAGAUUGCCGCGAGCCCGCUGGAUGUGAACCGACUCCGAAACCACCUCCGCGAGUCGGAGCGUGACCGACAGGAGGCCGAACGCCGUGCUGAACGUGCAGAACAGUUCUUGCAGGAUGCUUUGUCGCAAUUCGGCCAGUCCCGCUCCAGGCAUCGACAGCGCAGCCGCAGGAGCCGUAGCAGUUCGGGGGAGUCCCGGAGAAAGUUCCGGAGGGAGCGGUCCGAUUUCGACAGCCGAACCUCCCAGCGUCGAGAUCGAGCGAAUCAAGACCGCGGCCGUUAUGAGACCAGCUCCAGUUACCGCGACGCAGAUCGCGAGGCGUAUGGCCGGAACUCCUGGGACGAUUGGGACGACAACGAGAAAGGGAGCCAGGCCGCCAACGCAGAGUGGUGGCAGCAGCGAUUCGAGGAAGGCCGACCCCUGGACCGCCGGAGGAUCAAACCGGAUCCAGCAAUUCUUGACAUCAACCUGGCGGAGUCCUUCAGCACCACCGACUUGGAGCGCACCGAGAAGUGUGAGCGGCGUGAUUUCAAAGUUACAGCACUGACCCCUCACACGAGGAAGGGCUAUAAGCCGUGCGGCAACACCAAGGGGGAUGGAUGGCUGUUCCGCAACGACAAUCCGAAGGCGCCUCCGAAUGGAGGAGCCCGUUUGGCGAUUUGGCUGUAUCCCAAAGCCUUCGCCUCGGACACCGUUCCGAAGACCCUUGAUGACCGCGAGGAGCUUAGCGCAUAUAUGGCUCUCAUGCCCAGGGACGAGGGUGAUUUUGGCGGAUUCAAGCAGGUGAGAUUUGGAGUUGAGGAUUCAGAUGACGAGUUUGAGCUGAUCAUGCUAACGACAGUCCCAAAACUCGCCAGGGAUGUUGCGCACUCAUCGCCCAAGCUCAGCAAUAGGCAAAGGAAGAAGGUGCUUAGUGGGAUUCAGGAAAUGGUUGCGGGAAACCGUGUGUUGCAAGCAAUUGCGUUCAACGCUGCAGUGGCUACGGAUCACAUGCUCGCUCUCACUCCCACUGAACCACCUAUCUCGCAUUGCAAAUGGACGCCUGAACCUCUUGACGCGCAGGUGAUCGCCGAGGCCAUCACCAACCUCGAGACGGGUGUGCCCGGUCUUGUAGUCUUGAGGGUCGAUGCUCCCACCGAGGAGCUGUGUCUAGAGUGCGAAGACACAGCUGGAGUAAGCGUGGUCAUGAUCAGCCCUGACGGACAUCCCACAUUGGAGAGUACCGUUGAGGUAUGA
Symbiodinium natans is the source of this 2034-nucleotide messenger RNA. The record is from the annotation of a GenBank genome assembly. Lineage: Eukaryota; Dinophyceae; Suessiales; Symbiodiniaceae.